Molecule: messenger RNA, 690 nt
Organism: Exophiala aquamarina CBS 119918
Lineage: Eukaryota; Fungi; Ascomycota; Eurotiomycetes; Chaetothyriales; Herpotrichiellaceae
Exons: 1
Coding region: 1-690 (229 amino acids)
Source: RefSeq, a predicted model, not a curated record
AUGGCAACUCAGUGGGUGCUCGACAAGGUUUCUGACGCGCUCGCGCCAACUGUGUCGAACGCUGUGUCCAGUGCAGGCUCAUAUGCAGGCGGAGCAGUCGGUGCUGUGGGCAGUGGCAUCAACGGUGUGGGUGAGGGGAUCAGCAGAUCAAUUAAAAGGUAUGGAGAUGGCGUGUUGGAUUAUGGAAACGGAAUCAUGGAUUGGACGUCAGCAUCGGGCAGCCGAGCACAAACGGCGGGUAACCCUCUUGGACUAUCUGGUGGAAAGGUCCAAGGAAAAACAAAUGUGACUAGUCCUCGGAUCUACUCAGCACCACCCAAGUCAAAUACUUCCAAACCAUUGACGACGACCAGCAAGACGGCGCCUCAGAAGAAAGUCACAGGUGGAGCUCCGAAGAAGGCAUUGCCUGCUCCGUCCACCAAGGCGGCAGCGGCUCCUGUGAAGAAGAGUAACACUUCUACUGCAGUGCCGGUGAAAAAGACGACCUCGUCGGCGGCACCAAAUCCUGGAGCUAUGAGGAAGGCUGGGACCGCACCGGCCAAGUCAUCGACGGCAUCGAAACCGGCUGCUACGGCUAAGAAGGGAGCCCCUGUUAGGGCCAGCACAGCAUCAGCACCGAAGACUUCUACUGGAGCUAAAGUCGCUGGUAACCCGACAGCUGCUGCCAAUCCCUUGGGACUCUCAUUUUGA